This is a messenger RNA of Exophiala aquamarina CBS 119918, 1077 nucleotides long. Its product is annotated as alpha 1,6-mannosyltransferase. The transcript has a single exon. Gene Ontology annotation, cellular component: mannan polymerase complex. Bases 1 to 1077 code for a protein of 358 amino acids. Gene Ontology annotation, biological process: protein N-linked glycosylation. The record is from RefSeq and is a predicted model, not a curated record. NCBI's taxonomy places the organism in Eukaryota, Fungi, Ascomycota, Eurotiomycetes, Chaetothyriales, Herpotrichiellaceae. Gene Ontology annotation, molecular function: alpha-1,6-mannosyltransferase activity.
AUGAGCCUCCCACUUACUGCACGGAAAAUUAUCUUCGUAUUUGGCGCCCUACUUGUUCUGCUAGUCAUCGUUCACCAUGGAGCAAACGCUCGAUUUCAUGGUCAAAAUCCUACGCCCUAUCCCCCCCCAGACUUCGGGCUGAAAGACCUGUCAGCUUUGUCUCUUCAAAGAAAAUUAGAGUAUCAUUUCUCGUACGACAUCGAUGCUGGGUUUCCUAAAUAUAUCUGGCAGACUUGGAAACACGCACGUGAUGAUGAAAACUUUGACCAAGACCUGAAACGUCUCGUGGACUCAUGGGACGGGCUCAAUCCAGAGUUCUCCCACACCGUGAUCCCUGACGAAGCGGCUUUUUACCUCAUAAAGAAGAUGUACAUUUCUAUUCCGGAGAUAGUUCAAGCAUAUCAAGACCUGCCCCUUCCUAUCCUCAAGGCCGACUUUUUCCGCUAUCUCAUGCUCCUCGCGAGAGGUGGGGUUUACACCGAUGUGGAUACAGAAGCACUGCAAGGCGUGCGCAAUUGGGUUCCAGCCGCGUUCAAUCAGUCAACCGUUGGCAUUGUCAUUGGAAUCGAGGCUGACCCCGACCGAGAUGACUGGGCGCAGUGGUACGCUCGCCGCAUUCAAUUUUGUCAAUGGACCAUCAUGUCGAAGCCAGGACAUCCCAUCUUGAUAAAUGUCGUGGAAAGAAUCACGAACAUCACAAAUCAGAUGAAGAAAGAUGGGCGUUUGAACAAGGCUGAAUCAGACAAGGUGGUGCUGGAGCACACUGGACCAGGCGUGUGGACGGAUGCUGUGUUUGCAUAUUUCAACGAUCCUGUUUAUUUCGACACCAGCUCCAUCAACGUGACAAACUCGGAUUUCUUCAACUUACGUGAGCCUAAACGUCUGGGAGAUACCGUCAUCCUACCCAUCACUAGUUUCAGCCCUGCAAUUGGUCAUAUGGGGGCAGAAGGAACCGAACAUCCGUUGGCGUUUGUGCGACAUGCAUUUAGAGGUAUGCAAUGCACUUGGAAAGAUAAAGCAGAACUCACUAGAAUAGGAUCAUGGCGCCCACAUGAAAAUCAACGAGGUGGCCCUUAA